UUCCUACUCACCUCAGGCCAGUUCGGAGCCCACAUUUCAACCUACACCAUGAUUCUUCUGAUCCUCUUCCUCCUACCAGCAAUACAAGCACACAAGAACACCUCGUUAUGUGGGGGAUUCCAAGCUAAUUUCAAUUUCAAAAGUGUGAUAGGAUCAUGGCAGGUUGUGGCCAUAAUACCAGAGAAAUUAUUUCCUGAUAAAGAUAUUACUUGCUUCAACGUGGACUUCAGUGAAACCGACGAGGCUGGUCUCCGAUGGCUGGUCAACAAAACUGAAGCGCCGAGCAAGCUCAACCUCUCAUCCAUCAAGGGACCAAUCAUCCGGCAGCGGUACCACUCCGAACAUCCCUUCGACGUAUGGUCCCGCUUGGUUGACGGGACCACCGGCUGCUUCCACCAGGUGCUGGCUUUGGAUCCUGAGAAGAGUGACAUUUUCAAAGCGGUGACUCACGAUGCAACGAUGCAGUUGCACCUGAUGAAAUCAGAAGACGGCUCGGGAAAGUUCCUGGUUCAGAUGCUGUGGGGCAAGAUGAUAGCGGCCGUUAUAUACCGGCGAAACCAGGGCAUAACAGAAGACCAGUUGAAGCCUGUCUUCGAACUGAUGGCCAAACUCCGCGGCCCGCAACGGUUACCGAAGAUCUGUCACGUCAAACUGAACAAUUUGCACAUCCUACACAAACAAUAAUUUUCAGCUUCGUGUAGAUUUUCAUAAAACUAUUGCAAUAGAAAAUUUUAUUCUUUUUUCUUCUAUUUUCAUGUCACGUAGCUUCGGUUAAUUGAUUUUGAUAUGUUCUCUAUUAGAUUAUGUUAUUACGUCGUGUUUAUUCAAUUUAGGAUGAUAUACAUCACUUAUUGACGUGAAAAAAUUACUUAAACUAAGUCUACUGCCGGCUUCCAAAGCGCAGGUGAAGAAGAAUCGGCGCAACAAACUUCACCGUAGCCUUUUCUCCAAAGACGUAAAUAAAAUAAAUAAAUAUAAUAAAUACAUAUGGACAAAUCACACCGAUUGAGCUAGCCCCAAAGUAAGUUCGAGACUUGUGUUAUGGGAUACUAACUCAACGAUACAAUAUUCUAUAACAUAUAAACAUAUAGAUAAACAUCCAAUACCCAGGUCAAUCUGAAAAAGAUCAUUUUCCAUGUUGCCCUGACCGGGGAUCGAACCCGGGACCUCCAGUGUAGCAGUCCGGCAUGAUGACCAUUAGGCCACGGAGGUCGUCAAAUCUCAAUUAACAAAGUAGGUCUUAUGUGAUGUUAAUCAUCCCAGUUGCGUAAAGAUUUCGAACUUGAUACUAUUCGGGAUACCGUGUCUUAACCACUAGACCACUACCGAUGCAAGUAUAUAGUAAUUGCACUCAAUGAUAUUGGAAUCAUAAUAUUUUGCAUACCAUCUCAUCUAAUAAAGUAACUUUGUACUUUUGUUUGCAUUCUAUAGUUAUUUCGAAAUGAAUUAGACACACCUUUUCAUAAACGUCUGUCUACAACCAUUACCGUAAUAUCACAAAAGACAACAAUCAUAUUAUGACAAAAAGCUG
Molecule: messenger RNA, 1531 nt
Organism: Plodia interpunctella (Indianmeal moth)
Lineage: Eukaryota; Metazoa; Arthropoda; Insecta; Lepidoptera; Pyralidae
Exons: 4
Coding region: 49-684 (211 amino acids)
Source: RefSeq, a predicted model, not a curated record